Limulus polyphemus (Atlantic horseshoe crab) is the source of this 6805-nucleotide messenger RNA. RefSeq names its product flocculation protein FLO11-like. The annotation marks the transcript as partial. NCBI's taxonomy places the organism in Eukaryota, Metazoa, Arthropoda, Merostomata, Xiphosura, Limulidae. The record is from RefSeq and is a predicted model, not a curated record. The transcript has 12 exons.
AUGUGCAGAAACGAAGAUGAGCCUAAGAUUCCAUCAUCAUAUAUGACAGACACACGAAUUGCUUCUGAGAUAAACCUCAGGAGAGUUUUAGCAACAGGCCAGUUACAAGCAGACCCAUCUCAGAUCUCCUGUGAUUUCGAACAAGAUCUUUGCAGUUGGGUAAGCCAUGGAAGCAGCAGUGUCUGGGAUACAAUGAAAAGUUCUGUAUUUACCAACACACCACCACCAUUUGGGACACGAGUUGCAGCACUUAUUGCAAGGGAUAAUACAUCAGCCUACCUAAUAAAAGAGAAUAUUGACAAAGAAAGUACCACAGGUAAGGUACGGCUGUGGGUUUGGCUGUCCAAAGCAGAGUUUGAAGUAGCAAUGCGAGACGUUUACAAAAUACCAAUUUGGACGAUUGAUUCUGCUAAUGUGAAAGAGAUUGAGAAAACAUGGCAUAAAAUCGAGUUUUCUUUAGCCGACGAAGUCAAAAAACUACAAUCGGGAAAAAAAUAUUUCGAGUUAUGGCUUCACGGCACUGUUUCAAGAGAUCCCGAAUCGGUGGUCGCAGUAUCAAAGAUAGAAUACUUGGUAACUUCUGCUACAACGUUAAAUACGAAAGAAUUGACGAGCUCAACUACAGUUAACAAAUCUACAUUCGAUGAUAUCCUGUCUGACGCAAGUUCCCAGGAAACUUCAUAUAGUGAUUUUUAUGCUAAAACCACAACAAAGAACCCCACGGCUAUGAACUUACACACUACACACAAAAAGCAUAAAACCACAAAGAAUAUUAACUUAAAGAAUAUUAACACUACAAACAGUGGUAAUGGAAAAACGUCUCCAACCAAAUCUACAGUCGAUAGUGAUUUUGGAAAAACUACGCCACACAGGCAUACAGAUGCUAACAAGGGUGAAAAAACUACGCCAAACAAUCCUACUGACGAUCAUAGAGAUGUAAAAACUAUUCAAAGCAAACCUACUGAUGAUAGUGGGAAUAUUAAAACCAUUCCAGGAAAAUCUACGGACAACAGUGAAUACGGUAAAAUCACACUAGGCAAAACUACAGACAAUAAUAGAGGCUGGCAAACUACACCAAACAAAUAUACAGAUGACAAAGAAAACAGAAACACUACACCAAACAAUAGUACUGACGAUAAUCGUGAUGGAAAAAUUUCUUCAAAGAAAACUAGCGAAGAUGUUAAAUACGGAAAAACAACCCCAUACGAACCUACUGAUGAUAAUGUAAAUGACAGAACAACGAUAAACAAAACCACUGAGGAGAAUAGAAAUGAAAACUCUACGACAAGUACACCAAUUGAUGAGUUUAAAUAUGGUACAACCACGCCAAAUAAACAUACUGAUGAUACUAGGGAUCUAAAAACUAUUCCUACAGAUGAUGAUACAUAUGGUAAAACCACGCCAUACAAACCUACUGAUGAUAAUGAAAAUGACAUAAAAACAUCAAACAAACCUACUGACAAUGCUAGAUAUGGAACAACGACACCAGACAAAUAUACUGAUGAUAAUGGAAAUGAAAAAUUUACGCUAAAUACUCAUACAUAUGAUGAACGAUACAAUAAAACCACGCAAAACAAACAUACCAAAGAUAAUGAAAAUGGCAAAAGCACAUCAAACAAACCAACUGAUGAUGCUAUAUAUAGAAAAACUACGCCAGAUACUGAAGAUAAUGGAAAUGAUAAAUCUACGUCAAAUACUCGUACAGAUGAUGAUAGAUAUGGUAAAACCACACCAGACAAACAUACUAAUGAUAACAGAAUUAGCAAAACCACGUCACACAUACCUACUGACAAUAAUCGAGAUGAGAAAACUUUUUCCAACAAACCUACUGACGAUACUCGAUAUAGAAAAUCUACAUCCGACAAAUAUAAUGAAGAUAAUGGAAACUAUACACCAAAUACUCCUACAUAUGAUGAUAGAUAUGGUAAAACCACGCCAGACAAACAUACUGAUGAUAAUGGAAAUGACAUAAGAACAUCAAACAAACCUACUGACGAUGCUAGAUAUGGAAAAACUACGCCAGAUAAAUAUACUGAAGAUAAUGUAAAAUCUACGACAAAUACUCCUAAAGAUGAUGAUAGAUAUGGUAAAACCUCACCAGACAAACAUACUAAUGAUAACGGAAUUAGCAAAAGAGUGCCAUCUGUAAAAGAAGUAUCUUGUACAUUUGAAAGUGGGUUUUGUGCAUGGCAACCAGAUUAUGGGAAAUACUUCAAAAUAGUCCGUGAAUACCGUGAUAUUGAGUUUCCAGAAAGAACGCCAUCUGUAGAAGAAUUAUCUUGUACAUUUGAGAAAGGGUUUUGUGCAUGGCAGACAGAGGAAGGAAAACGUCCGAAAAUAGUUGAUCAAGACUCUGAUAUUGAAUUUCCUGAAAAUCUUACACACAUAGUCGUUAACUUGGAAUCUUCCCUCCGAUUAACGAGCUCAGAAGUGCAGUCAGAUAGUCCGAAUGUUGAAAUGAUCCUACUGAUAUGGACGUCAGAUUUAACUAAUAGAUUGGAAAUACGAUUGAAUAAAGUUCCAGUGAUUCCGAGUUACAAAAAUAACGAGGUUGACAAAUGGGAGGAAGUUAAAGUCGUUUUUAAAGUAACACCAAAUGAACCGUUUACAGUGGAUAUUAUAGGACUGGCAGAAAUUGGGAAAUUAGCAGUUGCUAACAUCCAAGUCCGUAUACAGUACACGUCAACAACACAAAUUGUCACAACUCAACAUACGCAGUUUACAGAGGAUCAGUCAUCUGGAAUAUCAACAGGAUUUUUCGAUCAUUCUAACAUUUCCACACUGAACAAUGAAACGACUAAUAUAGCAGAAUCGGGAGACACACGAACUGACUAUAUGACAACUGUAAACCUCUCCUCGGGCGAAACGUUUUCUACUAUCCAAUUGUAUACAACACAGGUAAUAACAUCAACACCACAAGAUGUAAGUAAAAUAAUUUCAAUAAGCACAGUAGAAGAAACACCAUAUGCUUCAGCUUCAACAAAACAUUUUGAUCUAACUUCACAUAUAGAUAACUUCACCACAGGAACGAAUAAAUACAAAUUAAAAUCCACAGCAGAAAAUAUCAAUGAACAAUAUUCUGUAGAUACAGUGACACAAGAUUACAUUUCUUCAACAAUAACCAGCACAAUACCAAGUGUAAAAAGCUCUGAAACGACCUCUACCACUCAGAAAUUAGUAUCAAAAAUGGAAAAUGUGAGCGAAACAUCCCUUGAAAGUACAAAGGACGAAACAUCAAAAACAACUUUCUCUUCCCCAAACUCCAGCACAGAGCCGAGUAUAAAUACCUCCACAAUACAAUCUUCUACAUCAAAAUACAGCAUAGAACCUAGUAUACCCAGCUCCAGUGAACAAAUAAUCACUCCGACCCUGUUAACAACAACAACGCUUACAACUGAAACAAAUUCUGUACUUAAAUCUGGAGGAACGUCUGUCUUCACUCAAGUGCUAAAUACACAUAGUUCUAGUAAAGUAUCUACCACUGGGACAGCAUCGUCAACAAAGGAAAAUAUAAAUGAAAUCUCCUCUUUAAAUACAACGAGAAAAAUAUUAAAAACGUCUACUUCACCCGAAACGUUCAGUACUACGCAGGCGACAGAAAGUAGCUCAACACCAUCUACUGCCCAAUCACUAAGAACAACAGAACAUGCUAGUGAAACAUCGUCUGUUCAUCUAACUAAAGGAACAACAAAAGUCUCGAAUUUUUCGCCAACGUUCAGCACAACCGAAAGUAUGUAUACCUUCACUAGAAAACCCACAACACAGAAAGUAAUUUCAACAGAGAAAGAUACGAUUGGAUCAUCAUCUGAAAGUACAAUAAACAAAAUAUUAGGAACUUCCUUUUAUGCUGAAACAUUAAACACAGAAUCUAGCAUACACAUAUCAAAUGAAAAAAUAAUAACACCGACAGUGAUAACAUCAACGACUGACACAGGUGAACCCAGAUCUGUACUUACAUCCGAAGGAUCUCCUAGAUCUGUCUUCACUGAAGUGCCAAAUACACAUAGUUCUAGUACAGUAUCUACCCCUUGGACAACAUCGUCAACAAAGGAAGAUAUAAGUGAAAUCUCCUCUUUACAUACAACUCAAAAAAUAUCAAGAACGUCUACUUCACCAGAAACGUUCAGUACAGCGCAGGCUACAGAAAGUAGCUCAACACCAUCUACUGCCCAAUCAUUAAGAACAACAGAACAUGCUAGUGAAACAUCGUCUGUUCAUCUAACUGAAGGAACAAUAAAAGGCUCCAGUUUUUCGCCAACGUUCAGCACAACCGAAAGUAUGUAUACCUCCAGUAGAAAACCCACAACACAGAAAGUAAUUUCAACAGAGAAAGAUACGAUUGGAGCAUCAUCUGAAAGUACAAUAAACAAAAUAUUAGGAACUUCCUUUAAUACCGAAACAUUAAACACAGAACCUAGCAUACACAUAUCAAGUGAAAAAAUAAUAACACCGACAGUGAUAACAUCAACGACUGACACAGGUGAACGAAGAUCUGUACUUACAUCCGAAGGAACUCCUACAUCUGUCUUCACUGAAGUGCCAAAUACACAUAGUUCUACAUGUUCUGUUGUUCUUAGUGAUUGGGCAGUAGAUGGUGUUGAGCUACUUUCUGUAGCCUGCGUUGUUUUGAACGUUUCUGGUGAAGUAGACGUUUUUGAUAUUUUUUGCACUGAGGAGAUUUCACUUAUAUCUUCCUUUGUUGAAGAUGCUGUCCCAGGGGUAGAUACUGUACUAGAACUAUGUGUAUUUGGCACUUCAGUGAAGACAGAUGUAGGAGUUCCUUCGGAUAGGAUGAUCCAAUCGUAUCUUUCUCUGUUGAAAUUACUUUCUGUGUCAUGGGGUAUCUACUGGAGAGGAGAUUUCACUUCCAGUAGAAAACCCACAACACAGAAAGUAAUUUCAACAGAGAAAGAUACGAUUGGAUCAUCAUCUGAAAGUACAAUAAACAAAAUAUUAGGAACUUCCUUUUAUGCCGAAACAUUAAACACAGAAUCUAGCAUACACAUAUCAAAUGAAAAAAUAAUAACACCGACAGUGAUAACAUCAACGACUGACACAGGUGAACGAAGAUCUGUACUUACAUCCGAAGGAUCUCCUAGAUCUGUCUUCACUGAAGUGCCAAAUACACAUAGUUCUAGUACAGUAUCUACCCCUUGGACAACAUCGUCAACAAAGGAAGAUGUAAGUGAAAUCUCCUCAACGCAAAAAAUAUCAAAAACGUCUACUUCACCAGAAACGUACAGUACAACGCAGGCUACAAAAAGGAGCUCAACACCAUCUACUGCUCAAUCACUAAGAACAAAAGAACAUGCUAGUGAAACAUCGUCUGUUCAUCUAACUGAAGGAACAACAAAAGUAUCCAAUUUUUCGCCAACGUUCCGCACAACCGAAAGUAUGUAUACCUCCAGUAGAAAACCCACAACACAGAAAGUAAUUUCAACAAGGGAAGAUACAAUUGGAACAUCAUCUGACAGAACAAUAAACAAAAUAUUAGGAACUUCCAUUUAUACUCAAACAUUAAGCACAGAACCUAGCAUACACACAUCAAGUGAAAAAAUAAUAACACCGACAGUGAUAACAUCAACGACUGACACAGGUGAACCAAGAUCAAGACAUACAUCCGAAGGAACUUCUACAUCUGUCUACACUAAAUUGCCAAAUACACAUAGUUUUAGUACAGUAUCUACCAAUGGGGCAGCAUCGUCAACAAAGAGAGAUAUGAGUGAAAUCUCCUUUUUACAUACAACGCAAAAAAUAUCAGAAACGUCUAUUUCACCAGAAAUGUUCAGCACAACGCAGGGUACAGAAAGUAGCUCAACUCCAUCUACUGCCCAAUCACUAAGAACAACAGAGCAAGUUAGUGAAACAUCGUCUGUUCAUCUAACUACAGGAACAACAAAAGUCUCCAAUUUUUCGCCAACGUUCCGCACAACCGAAAGUAUGUAUACCUCCAGUAGAUACCCCACGACACAGAAAGUAAUUUCAACAAGGGAAGAUACGAUUGGAACCUCAUCUGAAAGUACAAUAAACAAAAUAUUAGGAACUUCCACUUAUACCCAAACAUUAAGCACAGAACCUAGCAUACACACAUCAAGUGAAAAAAUAAUAACACCGACAGUGAUAACAUCAACGACUGACACAGGUGAACCAAGAUCUGUACUUACAUCCGAAGGAACUCCUACAUCUGUCUUCACUGAAGUGCCAAAUACACAUAGUUCUAGUACAGUAUCUACCCCUGGGACAGCAUUGUCAACAAAAGAAGAUAUAAAUGAAAUCUUCUCAACGCAAAAAAUAUCAAAAACGUCUACUUCACCAGAAACGUUCAAAACAACGCAGGCUACAGAAAGUAGCUCAACACCAUCUAUUGCCCAAUCACUAAGAACAACAGAACAUGCUAGUGAAACAUCGUCUGUUCAUCUAACUAAAGGAACAACAAAAGUCUCGAAUUUUUCGCCAACGUUCAGCACAACCGAAAGUAUGUAUACCUCCAGUGGAUACCCCACGACACAGAAAGUAAUUUCAACAAGGGAAGAUACGAUUGGAACAUCAUCUGAAAGAACAAUAAACAAAAUAUUAGGAACUUCCAUUUAUACCCAAACAUUAAGCACAGAACCUAGCAUACACACAUCAAGUGAAAAAUCUAUAACACCGACAGUGAUAACAUCAACGACUGACACAGGUGAACCAAGAUAUUUAUUUACAUCCGAAGGAACUGCUAGAUCUAUUUUCACUGAAGUGCCAAAUACACAUAGUUCUAGUACAGUAUCUACCCCUUGGACAGCAUCUUCAACAAAGGAAGAUACAG